GCGAGUCAUUUUGGCGUAACCCAUCUGUACAGCUCAAUGUGUGAUGUGGUCGCUUGCCGCUAAGUGCGACACAAAUAUCGGGUUUUAUCUUUUAAAUUAUUGCAAUUCUACCGAAUGCUGGCGUAGCUCCGUUAAGUCGCUUCCUGCCUGAACGUAAUGAGUGGACAAUAGUCCUCAUUCAAUAUAGUCUUCAUAGAGUUGACUAUAUAGGCCAGCUGCAAGGAUGACCCAUGUGGAGGAGUCUCCGACCGAAGGAGAAGGCAGUCCCCAGAUCAUCUCCCUCGGGUCAGAAUCGUCGACGAACCACGUAGAUGACGGAGACGUGGGACCGUCCGUGAGGAGAAAGAGGAGGAGAAAACGAGAGCAGCGUCCCGAGUCCGUCAUCGUCUAUCGCUGCGACAUGGCGCGAGGCCCCGGUGAGGACCAAGGAGGCGAAGAAGAGGGAGCUGAGAGGAGCACUGAGGAGGGAGCCAAGUUCCUCUGUACACCCACAAAUGAAGACGGAGGCUGGAGCCUUCCUCCAGACAGCCGCUACGUAACCUUGACGGGCACCAUCACGCGGGGCAAGAAGAAAGGCCAGGUGGUGGACAUCCAUGUGACCAUGACGGAGAAAGAGCUCCGCGAGCUGGCCAAGUCCAGGGAGCGUCUCGACGCCGAGUGCGAGGCCGGGGAGGACUCCAAGCGGUCAUGCAGCCUGGGUGUGUGCCGGGGGCCUCACGUUGUCCUGUGGAGCAUCUCCUGCGCCCCUGUGGUCUUCCUGCUCUCCUUCAUCACGUCCUUCUACUAUGGCACUCUGACCUGGUACAACGUCUUCCUGGUGUACAACGAGGAGCGGACGUUCUGGCACAAAAUCACCAUCUGCCCUUUCCUUAUCAUCUUCUACCCCGUGCUCAUCAUGCCCGUGGCGCUGUCCCUGGCGCUAUACUCAGCCGUGGUGCAGGUGUCUUGGGCCUUCAGCCGGUGGUGGCAUGCCGUGAGGGACCUGGAGAAGGGAUUCUGCGGCUGGGCCUGCGGGAAGAUGGGCCUGGAGGACUGCUCCCCUUACAGCAUCAUCGAGCUGCUCGACUCCGACACCGUCUCGAGCACGCUGCAGAGCAAAGCCCCCAGGGAACUCGCCCAGACGUCGUCGGUGUGAAACUGGAUGGAACCAGUUCACGUGCUGGAUAGGCGUAAACAAGUGCAAUGAAGAAGACAGAGUGCUACCUUUGAUAACGUCAUGAACAGCAAAAACGACAAUAGAUACAAUACUGUGCAAUCGUCUUGGGCUUCCAUUAGAUAUGUCACGCGGGUGAGCUUGAGUUGAUCCCGGCUGACUUUGAGCAAGAGGCGGAGUACAACCUGGACUAGUCGUCAGUCAAUUGCAAGCACCAAAUAGACAAACUGACAAACUUAUGAACAAUUUAAUUUAGAAUCUUUAAUGAAGCAGACGUGCAGACCACUAUCACACCGUGUUGUCCUAUAAUAACCAUAUAUACCACAUUUCUGCAUACAGUCAAAGAAAGUACCAUUUAGUACCAUUGCAUUUAUUACUCCUCUGGCUUUUAUUUAAUAAGUUAUUAAUUAGAUUAUUAAAUAUAUAUAUUCUAAUACCUCCACAGAUAAACUGUUGAAGUAUCAUAACAUAUGUCCCAAAAUAUAUUAUCCAAAAUAGACAGUGCUGUAUUAUAUUUACAGUUAUUUGUAUUCACAUAUAUUUUAAUUAUUGUUCAUUAUUUUAUUUACAUAUUACAUUUAUAAUAAUACAUUAUCCAUCAUCAAUUCUCUGAACUGCCAGUAUCAAAAUAAUUCCUUUUUAAAAUUACUCUAAAUUAUGAGAGCCACCAAUUGGCAUCAGCUUUUUUUUUUUUUUUUUUUUUUGAGAGAGGGUAAAAAGAGGCAUCUUAUUGCUCAAGUGGACACAACCAGUGAUUAAUUAAAACACGACAUCAAUUAGAGUGGAGGCUACUAUUUAAGGAAAUAUGGUCCACUUGUCCAUUGUCUAAAACAUGUCCGCCUUUUUUUAUUAUUCCUAGUCAGAUUCUCACCAAAAUCAAACUUCUUCUUUGGCACAUGCACCACCCCUUAGCAAAAUUUGGUGCGCAACUAUCGACUGUUUCACGUUGUCAGUGUGACUUCUGUGAAAAUGGGACUAAAUCAACAAGCUAGUCGUGGACUUUUGCACACUAUUGUAUGUUUCUAGUAUUCACAAACACGUCUCUGAUUCACAAUUAUUUCAUGAAAAAGUUUACUUAACGUAUCACCAUUAGUCACUUUUCUCUGGACUAUCGUUACACUAUUUCCCUUUUAUGCUGACUUAAAAUGUUUUCCGACGCCAAGGUUUUUCACUCUCAACUGUAUGGAAGUGUUUGUAUUUAUAAUCAAUUCACACCACUGUCCACUGUUUUUUUUUCUGAGUUUUAAAAGUCUGUGAGACGUCUCACCUCUGUGUUCACUGUAAGCAUUCAUUACGCAGGCUGUCUGUUAUCUUGAACUGUUUCACGUUCACAUCAUUGUAAUUGAAAUUCUCCCAGUGAGAAUCCUUUGUUACAUUUUCUAUGUGUUGAAUGUUUGUUUAAUUUAUUGUAAUACAUGUAUUUAAGUGUAGAUACAAGUGUUGAAGAUAUUUGUUUUAUACUGAGAUUUUUUUUUCUGAAUUUUCUAUUUGUUGUGAUUUGAACAUUGCACACGUGUAUGAUAAGUAUGACCUCAAAACAGUGAACAUGUAAUGUCAUGUUUUUCAGACGGCCAGGUAAUUGGAACUUUUUGCAUCCUAUGUUAUAUAUUCAGCAUGGAAAACGGUUUGACAAAUAAAAAGAUAAACUUGUU
This is a messenger RNA of Phyllopteryx taeniolatus (common seadragon), 2805 nucleotides long. RefSeq names its product transmembrane protein 169b (gene tmem169b). Lineage: Eukaryota; Metazoa; Chordata; Actinopteri; Syngnathiformes; Syngnathidae. Bases 224 to 1135 code for a protein of 303 amino acids. The transcript is spliced from 3 exons. The record is from RefSeq and is a predicted model, not a curated record.